Molecule: messenger RNA, 5823 nt
Organism: Octopus bimaculoides (California two-spot octopus)
Lineage: Eukaryota; Metazoa; Mollusca; Cephalopoda; Octopoda; Octopodidae
Biological process (GO): carbohydrate metabolic process
Source: RefSeq, a predicted model, not a curated record
UAUAUAUAUAUAUAUAUACAUACAACAAUAUAUACAUGAAUACAUUUACAUACGCACAAGUAAAUUCUAACUUUGUAGCAAGUCUGUAGGCGGUCGCUUGACCCGUUAUUACUAUAUCAAUAAAAUCUCCUUCAAAUCACAGCCGACCUUAUUAAAAGAAAAUGGAAUGGUUCAUUGCAUAAUGUAGUCCAAGUUACCGUUAGCAAGGCAGAUGACCAUCGCCGGAAUGUGUUUGAACUGAAAUAACUUUGAUCAAAGGUCUUCUCGAUCAGGGCUGAACAACAACAUUGAUAACAGUAUUAGUCAACAUCAUUAUUAUCGACAAAAGCAGCAGCAGCAGCAGCAACAACAACAACAACAACUAAGAAAACCAUAAACAAGGCAGGUCAUCAUCCUUGUCAUCAACAACAACGACAAUAGCAACAACAACUACAACAACAAUAAUAAUAAUAAUCUUACCGUCGUCCUCACUCGCUCUAUUUUCUUUGAUGACUGUCUAAGCGAUCAUUAUGAACUUCCCGUUGCUUUUUGUUUUGUCAUUGGCAAUCCUUUCUGCUUCUGCCGUCCUCUCUAGCAUACGCACUACACCAAACGAAUGCAAUAAAUGUAGAACAGCGAGUCACUGCAGUCUGCCAAACUGCUCCUGCUGCGGCCAUACAAUCCCCGGCAAAAAGUCCCAAAGACCUCAGUUGGUUUACUUCUCGUUCGACGAUGCAGUGACAGUUCGAAAUUCUCCUCUUUAUGUAGAAUUAUUCAAUAAAAGCCGCACAAAUCCAAAUAAGUGCCCAAUCGCAAUGACUUUGUUCGUGUCGCAUAACGAUACCGAUUACGGCUUGGUGAAGCAGUUCUAUGACCACGGAAUGGAUAUAGCAGUGCAUGGCAUCAAUCAUAUAAGAUCACUGAAUGCUCUUCAGUUUUCAUACGAAGCACUCGGUCAACGGUUAAACCUUGCCAAUCGAUCGAAGAUACCCAAAGAAGAAAUUGUCGGUUUCAGAAGUCCGUAUUUAAUAGCUUACGGAAACGAACAGUUUGAAAUACUGAGUAAGGCAGGUUUUGCCUAUGAUUCAACUUUGACUAUCACCAAAAGGUCACUGAUUGAAGAAUCCCCAGUUCCAUUUACAAUGGAUUAUAGUUGGCCAUAUCCUUGCAGCAUUCCCGAAUGUCCGACCGAAAAUAUUCAAGGAUUCUGGGAAGUACCUAUCGUGACAGUGCUUGACAAAUUGGCUCGUUAUCCUUGCGUCUAUGUGGACGGAUGUGCGAAUUCACCAACAAACGAAGAAGAAUCAUUCAAUUUCUUGCUGGAAAAUUUCAUGAGUUACUACACUAUGAACAAGGCACCAUUUGGCUUGAACAUGCAUUCAACAUGGUUGUUACAAGAAUAUGAGACGAACCCAUAUCGAAUGAAAGCCAUGCACCGAUUCUUAGACUAUAUCCUCGGCCUCAAUGACGUUUAUGUUGUUAACAUUAAACAGAUUGUGGAGUGGAUGAAGCACCAACCAUCGUUAAAUGAGUUGUCCAAAUUUGCUCCGUUUCAAUGUCAGAACCAAACCAACGGUUACCAAAACGGAACCACCAUUUCGCCAGAACAAACAAACAACUCCCCAAAUCAAACCACCAGUUCCAUAAACCAAUCCUCCAGUUUCCCAAACCAAACCAUAGUCUCUGUAGAAACGAUUUCGUCAACGAAACUAGUAACAACAGUCUUGAUGGAAGAAAUCACUACAAACGCGAUGAUGUCACAAAACACGGAAGAGAACAAUAACAAUGACCCGAGCGCAAAGUUAGAAUCGCUGCAAACCCAACAAGUUUCUAAUAAUUUUGUAACAGAAGGAUAUAAUUUGCAAUCAACACCAGCUCAAACCCAACCUAUCGGUAAUAGUUUCAUUUCAACAAGAGAAAUAAUUCACUCGACAUUGUCACCUUCGAAUACAACCAGUCGAAACAAAUUACAAAAUAUUUCUCAAACGACACUGACUCCACUGAAUGAGUCUGCUGUGACGUUGACAACUUCCUAUCAGACCUCUAAUUCUAUACCAACUAAUAUUCUCCAUAAACGGUCACUGAAAAGUAAUAAUUCACUUGAAAACAGACACAAAUUCGAAUUCCUUGAAGUUAUUUCUGAGGGAAGUGCAGCCGAGGAAAAUUCAGAUAUCAAGAAGCCAAGAAGCUUACCUAUUCAAAGCAAUUAUAACAUGAACAUACAAAACAUAAAUGAAAAUGACCAAAGUUAUAUUGGCACUAGUAGACAUUCACUUCAAAGUGUUUUUCAUAGAAAAUCAAACUUAUUCCGAGUGGCGGCCAGCCUGGUAAUGAAAAAUGAUAAGGAGCUAGAAAUGAUAAUUACGAAAGAUGCGUCUAACCACGAUAGCGCUGCGAUAUUAGUUGCAAAGAAUAAUUCGAUAGACAGGCAACUUCUUACAAAUAAGGAUUACCGUGAGCCGGUAAUAUUAAUUCACAACAGACAGCAGAAAUUGGACUAUGAAAACAGUUUGAAGAAGUUAAACGUUGUGAAACCGUUGACAACAAUGAGAAAUUUAUUGAAAUCUAAAAUAACCAAAAUUUGUCCAUUUGAAAAAUUAGAAAUUCCAUCAUUAGAAACAGUUAAAAUACUUUCACCGAAAAAAGAAGCUAUUUUAUCUAAAAAGGCCGAAAUUCUUCCAUUAGAAAGGGGACAAUAUUUAAAAGCAAAAUACUCUGAUUUAAGAAAAACUUUCUUGGAUUUUACUACUGGAAUAAAUAUUUACAACAGAUAUAAAAAUAAAAGUGUUGGUCAGCGAAAUAUUCUUCCAAGUAGAUAUACAAAAUCCGCUUUAUUGCCAGGCUUUGUGAAAUCUCGAGAAUUUUCGUCAGACCCACUAGAUGAACAUUUGGGACUUAGUAGUAGUAGUAGCAGCAACAGCAGUCCUUCGAAAUCAAAUGACGACAGCAAUGUACCAGUUUCGGAAUCCUGUCAACAAGGGAAGAACUGCUUUAAACCAGAUUGUCAAUGUUACCAAUUCCAUAUCCCAACAACAUCGAAGAAAAUUCCUCAAUUCGUUUAUUUCACUUACGAAGGAUCUGUUAAUUCUUCUAUUACUGAAAAACUUAAAGGCCUUUUUCAUGCCGGAAGGUUAAAUGCAAAUGGUUGCCGGAUUAAAAGCACCUUAUUUGUCACAUCGGAAGGAUCUAAUUAUACCGCUAUUAAAGAGCUUUACGACGAAGGAAUGGAAAUCGCAUUACAUGGUUUAAAAAAGAAGAAUCUGGUCGGUAAUCUUUUAAAUAUGGAAAUUGCUCUGCAAAAAUAUUUGCUUAACCGAUAUGCUAAUGUAUCUCAUGACAAAAUAUUUGGCUGGAGAAAUAUUGAUCUUCAAUCGAAAGGAGACGUUCAGUUUGAAAAUUUGCAAAAUAGUAAGAUGCUGUACGAUUCGUCGCUGUUUGUAAUGACAAAUUUAGAGAAUAGGACAGGAAUUUGGCCGUCUACCUUAGACUUUGGUUGGAAGAAAAACUGUUUGCUACAACAGUGUCCUACUAAAAACUUUAAGGGUCUCUGGGAAGUCCCUGCUGUUCCUUAUGUUGGAAUUAAGAAAAGGUAUUUGUGUAAAUUUGUAGACAGUUGCUAUAACAAACCCCAGACUGCGGUGCAAACCUAUGAUCUGCUUCUAAGUAAUUUCAUGGCAUUUUACAAAAGAGAUCGAACGCCUUUUGGUGUUCGCUUGCGAUCGGACUGGUUUUUACCGAACAACGAAGAAAACCUCAAAGGUUUAAACGCUUUCCUAGGACUGGUUGAAGAAUUGUCCGAUGUAUACAUUGUCAGUGUGAAAGGAUUAAUUGACUGGAUGAAAGACCCGGUACUUCCUGAGCACGAUAACCUUACAGCUUCAAAGAUAGGCUGUUGAAAUGUCUCAAUGACCUUCGCACUUGGUAAAAUCCUGUUUAUUUUUGUUUAUGCUUUGGGAGACAGGUGGGAUAUCGAUAUUAUUACUGAUACAUUAUGAAAAUAUUUUGAAAAUAUAUAAACCUAAAUGGAUAAUAUAAAUAUGAUUAAUUUUCAUUUUUCAUCAUGUCACAAGGAGAAAUAUAGUUUUAAAAAUGUAACUAUAAACUGUAUAUUCAAUAUCUUCAAACCAUUAUUAUGAUAACAUACAAUGAUCAUAAUAUUAUCAUAAUAUAUUAUCAUAAUAUAUUAUCAUAAUAUGUAAUCCCUUAUCAUACACGUCAAGAUGAGUUGUUAUUGUCAGUGAUGUUACUAUUAUUUAGAUUAUAAUUUUUCAGGAGUAAUUGAUAAGACACCAGAUGACAAUGAAACAGAUCGAAAUGUUGUGUAGAUAUAAAUAUAUCCUCCUCCUCCUCCUCUUCUUCUUUUAUAUUUUAUUACAACUUUCUGACAUUUAUCAAAAUCGUAAUAAAGUAAGUUGAAACAUUAUUGCGCCUCUUUUAAACGCUUUCAAAACUUUCCCAAAUAUAUUGAAGGAAUAUCAAAAAAGUUAUUAAACAUUGUCAAAUAGUAUCGAAGCGCAACGAAUCAUAACCAAGAUAUUAUAAAAAUGUUAAAAUUAUUACCCCAUCAUUGUCAGUGUAAUAAUUUCAGUAUUUUAUUAAUUCAAAACAUUAUUUAUAAAGCGAAGGAAAUCAUGAGAUUGUGUGAGAUAUUUAGUAACACCGCCCUACGUACGUGUCAUUGACAUAAGGUGAUUAUUUGUAACAUAAUACAAAUUACAUAGCCAAGGCUGUCAAAUCGUCCGAGACGUAUAACAUUUACAUAUAACAUUAUUGGAUUGGGAAAAAAUGACAGUAUUCAAUGCCGUGAGUGUCGUUGAUCUUAAACUGAGAUGUAUAUCAUAACAAUAUCAAAUAUUACUGAAUGUUUUUAGCAUAUUAUUACAACCAGCAUCUCAACCACAUUAUUGAAUAAAUACAAAUUACAUUAUUGAAGAAAAACAUAAUUACAUCAUAAAAACAGCAAUACAAAUAUUGUAAAAUAUUAUUACAACAGAUCUUAGCCAAGUGUAAGCCCUACACCAACGGCAGCGGAAAGUGCAGUCUUUGUGAUAUGGAAAGAUCAGCAACAAGCUCUGAAAGAUGCUGCGUGUGAGUAAAUUUCGGCGUUAAGAAUAUUAUUCAACUACACACAUACUAGCCGACUGAUCUCUCUCUGGGAUUUUCUUGAGGUUCCAUUAUCUUCUGCGUUUUUCUGUUAAAUCGUCGAAUUUUGAAAUGUUCAUCUGUUUAAAGUUCUAGGAGAUUUUUUCAUCCAUGCUUUCCAUACUCGAACAGUCUGGUCCCAGGAACAGGAAACGUACUGUGUACAAAGAAAGGUAAAAGAAAUUUAAGUCUUCUAUAUUGCGGUCAACAGUUUCACUUAUUGAAAGCAAAACAAACAACAAUGUAUCACUACUACUACUACUACUACUACUACUACUACUACUACUACUACUACUACUACUACUACUACUACUGCUUGGCUGAUUUGCAUCAAGUAACAACAUAACAAAAUGCCAAAACAUGUGUACGGUAUUGGAAAAGCAUGCAUAUACACAUACACAUAUAGAUGCACUCGAACACGAGAGCCAUUUUGCCACCGAUUAGUAAAGAAGUCUAAUGUAGCUACUUAGCAAAGUAAUUCAUGCAAAAAUGUCUCUUUUGAAUCAACUUAUCCAAGCAAGCAAGAAAAAUAAAUUCUACAAAAUGUUGAAAGAUACACAAAAAUAUAUUUAAGCAGGUCCUGCUUUGUUAUAUAAUUUAUAUGUUAGAGUAGUUUCCACCUAAUUAUACAAUGUGCAUUUUAUUACACAACUCAUUCAUGAUGUUUGAUAGAGAAUAAAUUGAAUUAUAAAGAGUACCAUA